CCCAAGCUGGCCCUGAACUUCAGGCAAUCCUCCUGCCUCAGCCUCUGGAUACUGGCCUGGAGGGUUUUAGUAUCUGUCCGAGCUGAGCAGGAAGUCCUCUGCAGCUGGGCCCAGCACCCCCAGUGGCUCCAGGGUCAGAGGAAAAAGAGCACAAGCCAGGUGGGAGAAUGGUGGAGUCACGCUACCUGCAGUAUGAGAGGAAGGCAGCCAGAAAGGCCCCUACUAUGGACACCAGAGCCAGCGGGAAAGUGACAGACGUUGUAAGGAGACCAGGUCAGCUGCCCAAGGCCACAGAUACCAGUGGCGCGGGCCAGGGUGACCUGCAGUCCACCUUGCUGGAGGGGCAUGGCACUGCGCCACCAGACCUGGACCUCUCAGCCAUUGGUGACCGAAGCACGGUUGGGAAGAUACCACAGCUGGAGAAGACACUGGCACGGAGACCCAAGGCAACGUCCUUCAUAGCCCCACAGAGGAAGGGCCCGGAUCUCCCGGAAGUGAUGGAGAUGAUGGCAUCCCAGACGCUACUGCUGACCCUGCUGACGGUGAAGAUGCAGAACGGGCUGGCAGGGCUGGAGGAGAAGGCGGAGCGGAGCCUGCUGGCCAUGGGCCGCGAGCAGGCCCAGCUGCAGCGGAAGGUGCACGAACUAAGGCGCAAGCUGCUGCUGCAGCAGAAGCACCAGGAGCUGGUGGGCACGCUUGAUGCCCAGAUGGAGGUGCUGCACCCCUUCAAGGCAGUGGCCAGGCGCUUCCAGGAGCACUACAGGGCGCUGGCCACAGCCCUGGAUACCACCCGGCAUGAGCUGCCUGUGUACGCCAUCCACCUGGAACACGGCGGGCGGCAGCUGCUGGACACCCUGCAGGCCGAGCUGACCACCACCCACCGCCUGCUGGCCGAGCUGGGCCUCGGCGGCUCUGAAGAACAGGGACAGGUGCUGGCCCUGCUGGCUGAGCUCAGGGAUGCGACCUCACAGAAGGACCUCGAGCUCCGGAGGAGCUUUGCACAGGUGCUGCAGCUGUCGGCCGAGGCCAGCAAGGAAGCGGCCCUCACCAGCCAGGAGGCCUGGGAAGACGCACAGGGUGCUGAGGCUGCCUGCCACUGGUACUUUAGCCCCGACAGAGGCCCUGUGGGGACCCUCGGGGCCAGCUAAGGACAGACCCCUUCAGGGACGCCACUGCUUGUCUCUAGCCCACAAGGCCCUGGCUCCACAGGGGCUGAGUGGAGACUUUCCUGUGGCAUGGAGGAUACCAAAAAGGACUUCACCACAGCUUGGCUGUGUCUGUCUCUUAUUGAAAACAGAAACAGGGCCGGCCAAAUAGUUCAGCAGAUUAAAGCUCCUGCAAGCAGGUACAGGGGCUGG
This is a messenger RNA of Octodon degus (degu), 1358 nucleotides long. RefSeq names its product HAUS augmin like complex subunit 8 (gene Haus8). NCBI's taxonomy places the organism in Eukaryota, Metazoa, Chordata, Mammalia, Rodentia, Octodontidae. The record is from RefSeq and is a predicted model, not a curated record. The transcript has 11 exons. Bases 168 to 1148 code for a protein of 326 amino acids.